Messenger RNA from Cynoglossus semilaevis (tongue sole), 2280 nucleotides. RefSeq names its product eukaryotic translation initiation factor 5 (gene eif5). The record is from RefSeq and is a predicted model, not a curated record. The coding region runs from base 593 to 1891 and encodes 432 amino acids. Lineage: Eukaryota; Metazoa; Chordata; Actinopteri; Pleuronectiformes; Cynoglossidae. Gene Ontology annotation, cellular component: cytosol. Gene Ontology annotation, molecular function: GDP-dissociation inhibitor activity; translation initiation factor activity; eukaryotic initiation factor eIF2 binding. The transcript has 12 exons. Gene Ontology annotation, biological process: translational initiation; formation of cytoplasmic translation initiation complex.
AUGUCAUCGGGGUGGCUGUAGUCGAGAGAAUGGUAUUUUAAUUUGAAACGAGUGCUACAGUCGGAAGUGGCUGAAGCCGCUCCUUGGCUGUUGGCUUUACAUCCAGUGUAAAAGAAUAGUGAGAGGCGUCGUCGUUUCGCAGAACAUUCGAGAGGUUUCCUCCCUGAAAAUAAGACUCUUCGAAAUAAACUCAUCAUCCACUUCUCUGUCGAGUCUGGCACCUGCAUCGUCUGGACGCUGUCAGGUGUUAAAGUUCCACGGUCACAAAUCCGCACAGAAGCCCUUCUGUAAUCGAUCCCGCACCAGCUCCAGCCAUCAGACACACCGUUCACUGCGGCGCUUGGACGAUCAGCGUUGUGUUUAUGUCUUUGUUUUGCGAAAACGAGCUGUUGCGCAGCCGUUGGAACCUGUGUGGUGGAAAUCUCGCCUUCAAGCAAGGAGCUUGCGGCCACAGCGGCACAACGUUUUUCAUGUCAGAGACCGAGCACGCUUGCAGUCGUUUAUGUCAUCCCCUCUUUUCCAGACAGAAGAUCCCGAAAAAUCCCCAACCAAGAUCCUUUUAUCUUACUGAUAGUGCUUACAUCCAGCCAAAAUGUCUGUCAACGUCAACCGCAGCGUUUCAGACCAGUUCUAUCGCUACAAGAUGCCCCGUCUGAUUGCCAAGGUUGAAGGCAAAGGGAAUGGAAUCAAGACGGUUAUUGUCAACAUGGUUGACGUUGCAAAGGCACUGAACAGGCCUCCAACAUACCCGACCAAGUUUUUUGGUUGUGAACUCGGCGCUCAGACCCAGUUUGAUACCAAAAACGACCGUUACAUCGUCAACGGAUCCCAUGAGGCGAACAAGUUGCAGGACAUGCUGGAUGGGUUUAUCAGAAAAUUUGUGCUGUGUACCGAGUGCGACAACCCUGAAACUGAUCUGCAUGUCAAUCCCAAGAAACAAACCAUCGGCACUUCCUGUAAGGCCUGUGGAAACCGUGGCAUGCUGGACACUAGACACAAACUGUGCACAUUCAUCCUCAAAAACCCACCAGAGAGCAAUGACAGUGGAUCCGCAUCUGCAAAGAAGGAGAAGGAGAAAAAGAACCGUAAGAAGGACAAGGAAAACGGCUCCGGAGGGGGAGAAGCUGGAAACCAUGGGGAAUUUGAUGCUCCUGAAGCUGUGGACAGGGACGACGACGACGAGGACUGGGCCGAAGAGACCACAGAGGAGGCGCAGAGGCGAAGAAUGGAGGAGAUUAGUGACCACGCCAAGAACCUGACACUCAGCGAGGACCUGGAGAAACCUCUGGAGGAGAGAGUUAAUCUCUUUUACAACUUUGUCAAACAAAAGAAGGAGAAUAGAACCAUUGAUGGAGCUGAUAAGGACAUCUUGGCAGAGGCUGAGCGGUUGGACGUGAAGGCCAUGGGCCCCCUGAUCCUCAGUGAGCUUCUGUUUGACGAGAACAUCCGUGAGCAGAUCAAAAAAUACAAACGUCACUUCCUCAGAUUCUGCCACAACAACAAAAAGGCUCAGAAGUAUCUGAUGGGAGGCUUUGAGUGUGUGGUGAAGCUUCAUCAGGUCCAGCUGCUGCCUCGAGUUCCCAUCAUCCUCAAAGACCUUUACGAUGCUGACCUGCUGGAGGAGGACGUCAUCUUUGCCUGGGCAGAGAAGGUCUCUAAAAAAUAUGUGUCGAAAGAGCUGGCCAAAGAGAUCCAUGCCAAGGCUGCGCCGUUUGUUAAAUGGCUGAAGGAGGCAGAGGAGGAAAGUGAGGGCAGUGAGGAAGAAGAAGAGGAAGAAGACGAAAACGUAGAGGUGGUCUACUCUUCCUCUGCCCGUGAGCUCAAAGUUGAGACAGUCAAAGCAGAGACGCCCGAGAAAGAAGAGGAUGACAUCGACAUUGAUGCCAUUUGAGAAACUGGGCUGAUGAUGAUCAAGACGAUGAUAAUGCUUAAAUUUGUUGUGGCUUUGACUCUUGAUGACUGUACAUCCUAAAUGCUUGCCCCUUUCUUCCUUCUGCUUUGUAGCAUGAUUAACCCGAUGCUUCACCUGCUGCUCAUUAACUUGGGUCUGAUUUCUGAGAUUUAUAAAUUGCUUAAGUGAAGUGGAUUUUUGGGAUUUUAAUGUGGGAUCAGGGUGGCUGCACAUUCAGGUUUUGUUUUCUUCAUUUUCGUCCUUCUAUUUUCAGUUAAUAGAAAAGUUUAACGUUGUUUUUCACCACAAACCACCAUUUACUUCACUGUGUCCACUGUUUUAAUGAAUGGAAUAAAAAUGACACUGACUGUGUUCUGUACAGAAACAAG